Molecule: messenger RNA, 1325 nt
Organism: Helicoverpa zea (corn earworm)
Lineage: Eukaryota; Metazoa; Arthropoda; Insecta; Lepidoptera; Noctuidae
Gene: Lim3
Product: LIM/homeobox protein Lhx3
Exons: 7
Coding region: 1-1293 (430 amino acids)
Biological process (GO): regulation of transcription by RNA polymerase II; neuron differentiation
Cellular component (GO): nucleus
Molecular function (GO): RNA polymerase II transcription regulatory region sequence-specific DNA binding; DNA-binding transcription factor activity, RNA polymerase II-specific
Source: RefSeq, a predicted model, not a curated record
AUGGGACGUAGUGACGGGUUGAUGGAGGCUGAGUACGGCGAGGUGGUGGCGGGGUGCGAGGUGCGUCGCGACGCUGCCAUGGACGCCCUGGAGCCGCUGCACCCGCUCGACCCGCCGCCGCCCGACGUGCUGCUCGCACUGCUCGCCAGAAACAAAGCACUCGAAGCCAGUAUCCCGAAAUGCGGCGGCUGUCACGAGAUGAUCGUGGACCGGUACGUGCUGAAGGUGUCGGACCGCACGUGGCACGCCGGCUGUCUGCGCUGCGUCGAGUGCCGAGCCAUGCUGUCAGGGAAAUGCUUCGCCAGGAAUAAUCAGCUGUACUGCACCGAUGACUUCUUCAAUCCCAGGCGGUUCGGCACCAAGUGCGCUGGCUGCGGGCAGGGCAUCCCCCCCACCCAGGUGGUGCGGCGAGCGCAGUCCCACGUCUACCAUCUGCGCUGCUUCGCCUGCGCCGCCUGCGCAAGAACCCUCAACACUGGCGACGAGUUCUAUCUCAUGGAAGACGGCAAGCUUGUCUGUAAACCUGAUUAUGAAGCCGCCAGAGCAAAAGGAAAAGAAAAUGGCAAAAUCUACAUCAAAAUCACUUGUAAUGUGCAAUGUCCAGGCGGCGAGGGUUCGUUAGACGGGGACGCGGCGAGCAAGAGGCCUCGGACCACCAUCACGGCCAAGCAGUUGGAGACCUUGAAGAAUGCGUACAGCAGUAGUCCAAAGCCGGCGCGCCAUGUACGGGAACAGCUGGCGCAUGACACGGGGCUGGAUAUGAGGGUGGUGCAGGUCUGGUUCCAAAACAGACGAGCCAAAGAGAAGCGACUAAAGAAAGACGCGGGUCGCACGCGCUGGUCUCAAUACUUCAGAUCUAUGAAGAGUGGCAGCGGCUCUCCCCGUCACGACCGACUACUGGACAAGGAUGAGCUCAAGAUAGACCUCGACUCCUUUAGUCAUCACGAGCUAAGUAACGACAGCUACAGCACCGUAGCGCUGGGCGGGGAGGAGGGCUCCCCGGCGGGAGGCGGCGCGGCGGCAGGGGGGGCGCGCUACGCCGCUACGCCGCCGUACCUGCGCGCGCACUCACCGCCGCAUCCUCACUACCACUACCCGCCGGACCAUCUUGUCUACACCAAUAUAGGCCAAGCAAUGAGCGGUGCAGGCAUCGGGGGCGCAGGAGGCGCGGGAGGUGCCUCCGACCUGAGCAGUUCAUCAUCACCCGCAGCAGGCGGCUACCCCGACUUCCCGCCGUCGCCCGACUCGUGGCUGGGCGAGGCGCACCACUAUUCCCCGCGCGCCUUCCCCUAGCGGCGGCCGCCGCCGGCGCACGCGCACCCCGC